CAACCAGAAUCUCUCAUCAAUCUCACUUCAACUGUGAACUUCGAGUCUUCGACAUUUCAACGGUGAACUUUGAAUCUUCGACAUUUCAACGGUGAACUAUUACUGUUUGAGAGCCAUGCCUUCCACAUUGAGAACAAGCUCAGCAAGUACUGCUGAGCGUCCGUCUUCCAGUAGAAAUCUGGUCUCUAAGACAGUAGAUCACAGCUAUAGCAAGCUGGACAACAGAUCAGGUGGAAACCAGAAGGCCACCAAGAGAAAGUCUGAUGAGAGCCAUGAAAGAGCCAUCAAGACUAGCAGGACAAGUCAAUGUCCCUCCGAGGGCUUCAGACCGUCAUUCAGCAGAGGAACCUUUUACUCCGCUGAGGAUGCUGGGACAUCGACACCCCCCUGCGCCAGCAUUAGCUCCAAAUCUGAGGAGAAGAAGGACAGGAAGAGGAGGUUCGAGGACACAGAAGCAUACGGGAAGAGGAAAAGAACGUUCCUGAGUCCCAGUGAGGGCACCAGCUACCAGGCCACCACUGAGGCCAUCCCUAAGACCAUCCCUGAGACCACCACUGAGGCCACCACUGAGGCCACCACUGAGGCCAUCCCUGAGACCUCUUUCAGUUGCGACAGCAUCAGCACCGACUCUGAGGAGAAGAAGGACAGGAAGAGGAAGUCUGCGGACACAGGCAAAUACGGGAAGAGGAGAAGAACGUUCCUGAGUCCCAGUGAGGGCUGCAGCUACCAGGCCACCACUGAGACCAUCCCUGAGGCCAUCCCUGAGGCCAUCCCUGAGGCCAUCCCUGAGGCCAUCCCUGAGAUCAUCCUUGAGAUCAUCCCUGAGGCCAUCCCUGAGGUCAUCACUGAGGCCACCCCUGAGACCUCCUUCAGUUGCGUCAGCAUCAGCACCGACUCAGAGGAGAAGAAGAGCAGGAAGAGGAAGUCUGACGACACAGGAGACUAUGGGAAGAGGAGAAGAACGCCCCUCAGUUCCGGUGCGGGCACCAGCUACCAGUCCACCACUGAGACCACCACUGAGGCCACCGGUGAGACCUCCUUCAGUUACCGAUCUGACACCUUCUUCUCAGAAAACAGCAGAGAAAUGAUUUACUCCACUGGAGAUGCUGGGAAAUCGACAACCGCAAGCACCAAAUCUGAGGAGAAGAAGGGCAGGAAGAGGAAGUCUGAGGAAACAGAAGCAUCCGGGGAGAGGACAAGAACGUUCCUACGUCCCGUUGAGGGCACCAGCUACCAGGCCACCACUGAGACCACCCCUGAAGCCAUCUCUGAGGCCAUCCCUGAGGCCAUCCCUGAAGCUACCACUGAGACCUCCUUCAGUUACGGAUCUGACACCUUCUUCUCAGAAGACAGCGGAGAAACCUUUUGCUCCGUUGAGGAUGCUGUGUCACGGAUACUCGCCAGCGGCAUCCUCAGCACCGACUCUGAGGAGAAGAAAAGCAGGAAGAGGAUGUCUGAGGACACAGGAGACUACGGGAAGAGGAGAAGAACGUCACUCAGUCCCGGUGAGGGCUGCAGCUACCAGGUCACUACUGAGGCCAUCCCUAAGACCAUCCCUGAGCAUUCCCCUUGGGCCUCCUUCAGUAGCGAAUCUGACACCAGCUUCCCAGAAGCCACUCUGUUUCACAACAGAGCUGACUUUGAGGCCAAAUACAGGAAAGAGAGAAUGCUGGGUGAAGGAGGCUACGGAGCAGUCUUUGCUGGCCACCGCAAAGACGACCAUCUGCCUGUGGCCAUAAAGCAUAUCCGCCGGUUUCAUUGCACAACAGUGGAUCUGGACGGGGUAAUUACAGCGAUCCCUACAGAGGUGGCGCUGCUGCUGCACCUCAAACCAGCAGCAGCAGGAACCAGUGCCGUGGUGAGCCUGCUGGACUGGUACAAUCUGGGCAAUGAGCUGAUUCUCGUCCUAGAGAGACCCGUCCCCUGCAUGGAUCUCUAUGACUAUUUGGAGUCCAUACAGUUACCAAUAGAGGAGAAGAUAGCCCGGAUCAUAACAAAACAACUGGUGGAAGGUCUCCAAGAGGUCCAAUCCAGAGGUGUUUUCCACAGGGACAUCAAGACGGAAAACAUCCUCAUCGAAACCGGCUCUGAUGUCCCACGUGUCAGGAUCAUUGACUUUGGCUGCGGCGCAUUUCUGACAGAGGAGAGGUACACUAAAAAUAAAGGUACCCCUAUAUACACCACUCCUGAGUAUAUCAGGCGUGGGUGGUCCACGCCUGAAGCUACCACUGUGUGGCAGCUCGGUGUGGUGCUGUUUGAGAUACUGCAUGAUGGGGCGCCCCCCUUCCGUACCCCCCGUGACAUCAGCCAUUCAGCCCCUGACAUCCGUGACGAGCUUUCCUACAAUUGCCAAGAUUUUCUAGCGCGCUGUCUGGACAAGAGCCCAGAGGCCCGACCCACCCUGGAGACUCUUAAGCACCACCCCUGGCUCGUGAUCCGUGGUAUGAGGGUUCCAGUCUGAUGUGAUACAGACUGGACCUCUCAGGACCACGGAUGGAUCCCUGAAGACCACAGAAGGACCUCGUCCAGGGUUAACGCUGCUGUAGUCCCCAUAUGUGGCUCCCAUUGCACUCUCUCUUGAAGCAGUAGAAAUCAGACCGAGAGGACGGUGGCGUCAAUCUCUAGUAGGGAUGUGACGGAGAGGAAAAUUUCUUGUGACAACAUGGGUGUUACCGAUUUUACAGGAAAAGGUGACGGUCAUUAUGUGUAGCGCUUACCUUGAUCUUUACCUUCAGGUGGCUGAGUGACUAGCCUCUCCGGUAGAACUGUUGCUGCGGAGCCGCUGGGGUGUACCCGGUGCCGCUCCGCCGUGCACACCGGCUGUGACUGCUUCAUCCUCCUCCUAGCAUUGGGUUUAAAUCUGAAAUUUAAACCGCGUUUGCUUUCCUCCGCCAUCUCUCGGUCUGUCAACUCUCUCCCGUCCCGUGUGUCUGAAAUCUGACUCCUGCUAAUCUGUGCUGAGAAUCUGUAUGGAGCAGAUGCAUCGGUCGUCUGACUAUCUAUUGACAACCUGCCACUGCAGGUGUGGGUGGCGGGUAUGUAAUGUAAUGUGCCCGACCACUGUGUAACACUGGUAACACGGACUACCGAGACAAGCCAUAGUGAUUAUAGGCCUACGUUCAUGCUUCAAACACCCAGCUGUCCGUGGAGAGGGGAUCUCUCUUCGAAUUGCCUUUUCCGAGGUUUCUUACCGAGUUUUUCCUCGUUUUCUUAGAGAGCUGGAGCUGGGUUGAGAGUGCACGGGAUAAUGUACAGCGAGCCGGUCAUUGUUGUCCCGCUAACUGUACAUUAUCCCGGUUAUUUUAUACAGGGGGCCACAAAUAAAAAUGACUUGAAGUGAAUUCAAAAUGUCUACAGCAUGGAGGUGCAGUGGUGAUCACUGUCACCUCACAGAAAGAAGGCUUGAUAAAUAAAUAAUGCCUCAUAACAA
Molecule: messenger RNA, 3430 nt
Organism: Sebastes umbrosus (honeycomb rockfish)
Lineage: Eukaryota; Metazoa; Chordata; Actinopteri; Perciformes; Sebastidae
Product: calcium-dependent protein kinase 1-like
Exons: 11
Coding region: 116-2461 (781 amino acids)
Biological process (GO): protein autophosphorylation; regulation of mitotic cell cycle; negative regulation of apoptotic process
Cellular component (GO): cytoplasm
Molecular function (GO): ATP binding; protein serine/threonine kinase activity
Source: RefSeq, a predicted model, not a curated record